Molecule: messenger RNA, 4187 nt
Organism: Limulus polyphemus (Atlantic horseshoe crab)
Lineage: Eukaryota; Metazoa; Arthropoda; Merostomata; Xiphosura; Limulidae
Product: polycystin-2-like
Exons: 14
Biological process (GO): detection of mechanical stimulus
Cellular component (GO): membrane
Molecular function (GO): calcium channel activity; calcium ion binding
Source: RefSeq, a predicted model, not a curated record
UAACAUUUGGUAUGAUGAGCCCCAAAAUGUAUUAUCAUACAAAAGUCAUCAGCGAACUUUUUUUAGAUUCGCGUUUCAAUGAUACCCUGAAUAACGUUAGAGGAUCAACUCAAGUUAUUGAUUUCUGGCGGUUUGUGGACUACGUAAUGCUGGAUAAUAUGUAUUGGCAAAACUGGUAUAGUAGUAAUGCAGCUAGUUCUCUGGAUCGCAACAUUUUGUACGAGAAUCGACUUUUGGGUUCCCCUCGACUCAGACAGUUACGAGUGAGAAAUGACUCGUGCGAUGUUCACGAAGACUUCACAUCAGCGAUUUCCUCGUGCUAUAAUUCGUACUCUCGUGAAACCGAGGACAUGAAACCCUUUGGUUUGAUGAAUGGAACAGCAUGGCAAUAUUUCUCAGAAGAACAGUUAAAUGGAUCCAGCCACUGGGGAAGACUUGCCACUUAUAGUGGGGCUGGAUCAUAUGUAAACUUAGGGACAACUAAGAAAGCUGCAAAAGAAAUCAUGGAUAUAUUAAGAAAGAACUUGUGGCUUAGCAGAGCAACAAGAGUAGUGUUCUUGGACUUUACUGUUUAUAAUGCAAAUAUCAAUCUCUUUUGUGUUGCAAGGAUUGUAUUUGAGUUUCCACCCACUGGAGGGAUGAUACCAUCCUGGACUUUCCGUACAGUUAAGCUGUUACGUUAUGUUCUCCCCUUUGACUAUUUUAUUAUGGGCUGUGAGAUCAUGUACUUUUUUUUUAUUGUCUACUACAUUAUAGAGGAAGCUAUUGAGAUCAACAAGAAUAAGUGGAAAUACUUCAAGUCAAUUUGGAAUGUUUUGGAUAUCAUAGUAAUUGUGGUAUCGCUUGUGUGCAUAGCCUUCAGUGUUUACCGAACCCUCACAGUGGACACAGUGUUGGAAAGUUUGUUAAGCAAACCAGAUGACUUUGCAGACUUUGAGUUCCUAGGAUUUUGGCAAACACAGUUCAACAAUGCUGUAGCUUUUGCCAUCUUUUUUGUAUGGAUAAAGAUUUUCAAGUACAUUAGUUUUAACAAAACCAUGACACAACUUUCGUCAACUUUGUCACGGUGUUCCAAGGACAUUGCAGGAUUUGCUGUUAUGUUUUUUAUUGUCUUUUUUGCAUAUUCCCAACUUGGUUACUUGUUGUUUGGCUCCCAAGUUCAUGGCUUUAGUAACAUCAUGAAGGCUACCUUUACUCUACUACGAGUGAUUCUGGGUGAUUUUGACUUUAAUGAAAUUGAAUCAGCCAACAGACUUCUUGGUCCUAUAUAUUUUCUCAGCUAUGUAUUUUUCGUUUUCUUUGUUCUGAUGAAUAUGUUCUUGGCCAUCAUCAAUGACACAUAUGCUGAAGUCAAGUCAGAAAUUGCCAACCGAAAGAGUGAGUUUGAAAUUGGAGAAUAUUUUUUACAGAGCUACAAAAACUUGGUGAGUAAGAUGGGGAAACGAGAUAAAAUUGCUGAAAUUCAAAAUGCAAUGAAACAAACCAAUGAAGAUAAAUUUUCAUAUGAUGAAAUUCGUAAGACUUUGAAGAGACAAAAUUUUACUGAUAUCGAAAUUGAGAUGAUUUUUUCCAAGUAUGAUCUGGAUGGUAAUAGAGAACUUGAUAACACUCAAAUGAAACGGAUGCUUGCAGAUCUGGAAGGUCAAAAGCAUUUGCUUGAUAAGGAUAUACAAAAUGUAAAACAGAAAACUGCUGCAGAGACCUCUGGAGGAGGAGAGGGUGUUGCUCUGGUUGAAUACAAUGUAUUAUCCCAAAGGGUUGAUCGAAUGGAACAUUCCAUUGGAAGUAUUGUGUCAAAGGUUGAUGCUGUCUUGAUGAAAAUGAAUGGAAUGGAGCAAGCCAAAGCAAAACGGCGAGAAAAUGUCAGUAAAAUUCUAGACACUAUAUCAGAGAAUGAUGGACUGGAUGAAAAGGCUAAACGACAGGAAAUGGAGAAAAUAGUACGAGAAGAACUACAACACUUGGACUCGGAGACCACAAUGAAUUUGCCUCAUCAUUCUGCUAGACGUAACAGAAAUUAGCCUAACCUGCCCAGGAAGACUAAGAGGUAUAAAAGGGCUUGUACUUCACUGAACAUAUUUAUAGAGAAAAAUCACUUAUUAUUAGCAGAGAUCAUUUUGUGUGAGUUAGUUUCACUUUUUAGUGGCAUAUCAUAUUUCAAGUAACACAAAAAGAUGAGCUCUUAUCCCAGAUUUGAAUCCAAAUAUACUAAAAACUAAAGUGUUUUGUCAAAAUGUUACAAACUACAUCUAACUAAACCAUAAGGUAAUAUUAAAUUGGUUUUGAGAGCAAAAUGAAAUGAGUUUUUUUUUGGAGUUUAGCAUGAAUAGCUUAAUUUCUUUCUCAUGAAAAUUAUAAAAUAUUUUCUGAAUUAAAUAAAAAUAAUCUUCUCAAACUAUGUUUAUUUCUUAUAUGAAUAAUAAGCAAUACAAACAUGUCAUAUGAUGUAAACCUUACUUUUUUUGAAAUAUUCAUUUACCUGUGAUACAUUCAAUGAACAAUAUCCUAUAUAACUGUGUGUAUAUAAAUAUAUAUCUGUGUGUGUGUGUUAAAAUACAGGUUAUAAUGCUAAAAUUUAGGGUUUGAUUUGAUCCAGUUGUGACAGAGUGGGAAUAGUCUAUUGUAUGGCUUUGCACUAAAACAAACUAUAUCCAGGAUUUAUAAUGGCACAGUUAAAAGGGCUUAAAACUAUGUACUGUAUGUAAGUUUCUAGUAUUGUGUGGAAAUCUAUUUACGAUACUCUGUUCUUGGGAAUGCUAAAACUAUCUUGAUAAGCAUUACAUAAUAUGAUAUGAAAAAACCUGUCACUGUCAAAAUUGCAUUGAAAAUGUUACUUGCAUAAUUUAGAACCAAAGAUUUAAAUGCUUUAUCUAAAUUUUAAUUGUUAGUAUUGUUUAAUUGUAUUUAUUUUUCAUAAUUAUACUCUACAUUUAGUUGUAUGUCUUGUAUCUUAGCACUGUAAAUAAUAACUGUGUAAAGUAAGAUAAUCUAAAGUCAUGCUGUUGUUCCUUUACAUGAAAUGUUGGCCUGCAAACUGCUGAUAAAGGAUUGUUAAUAGAUAAAGAGUUGUUUAUCCUCAAGUAAUUCUUGGACAGUUUAGUUUAAAGAAUAAGAAUCAAUUAUAAUAAAGUUACAUGAGAAAAAAAUGGUUCAAAUUUCAUAUCAUGUGAUUACUUCACAGUUAAAUAAAGCUGUUAUUUUUAUUAAACACUAAAUAAGCUGUAAUGGACUUAUGAAAAAAACUCUACAAAUAUUAUAAGGUACAUUAGAAAUUAGUAUUUUUAUUCUUUGGAUAUUUAAGAAACUGAAAUAAAUAGCUAAUAAGAAGUUGUUUCAACUUAUACAGUUUUUAACUCCAUUAACAUUAUUUCAUUCUGGGGUUCAAAGUGACCUUUUGUAAAUUUUAUGAAAUGAUAAAUUUAGAUUUAUCAGUGCGAAUUAUUACUAGAUCAUUAAAUGUUUUUGCAAUAUAGUGGAAGUAGAAUUAAACAAGUUAGUAAAGAAUGAUUUAUCAAGGUAUAUGCCAUUUUUGAAUUGAAAUGCAAUAAAUCUAAAUUUAUUUGUAUAAGAAGUUUUGUAAUGACAGUUUACUAUAAUUAAUAGAGCAACACAUAAAUAAAUGCAAGAAUAUUAUCCUACUAAUGACAAUACUCAAGUUUAAUAAAUCUCCACCAUAAGUUGCAGUUAACCACAUACUGUACAUGCUUAUACAUUAUUUGAUACUUUUUAUAACUAAAAAAUAUGCUCUCUGAAAUAUAAUUGAAUAAAAAGAAAGCAUUUAAUUUGUAAUCGUUGUGACAAGUAACAUUAUUUAUACAAUACUUAAAAGGUUAAAAACUUUCUUCUUUUUAAAUUUUACAGAAAAAAAUACACAUUAUGUUUUAUGUAGUAGUUGAUUUGAUCAAUCCUAAACAAAGUUGGAAAAGAUUUUGAAUGAAAAACUUUAAUCAUUAAGAAUAAUAAAGUAAAUAAAGAUGGAAUUUAAGGUUGUUUUUUUUUUUCUAAACUGCUUUUCUUCUGUAUAAGAGUUGUUUAAUAGUUUGGUUCAUAGCUGCUUAAGUUAUACACAUAUUGUUCAUUUUUAUGAAUGCAAAUUACAUUUCACAUACUGAUGUAUUUCCAUAAAAUCUGCUACGUUGUUUUUUAAUAGAAUAUAGUUUUUUACAGUAUAUGAUACUGUUAUAAGC